Acomys russatus (golden spiny mouse) is the source of this 1577-nucleotide messenger RNA. RefSeq lists its product as uncharacterized. The transcript has 13 exons. Lineage: Eukaryota; Metazoa; Chordata; Mammalia; Rodentia; Muridae. The record is from RefSeq and is a predicted model, not a curated record.
CCCCACCUCUCUCAGGCCUCAAGGAGACCCGUGGCCCCACAUUUCAUUUGGAGGGAUCCAAGAGCCUUCGCCUGCUUCAGCCAGGCCCUCUGGAGCCUGAGGAAGCAGAGCGGGAGCUGUUGACACAAGUCCAACCUAUGCUGGCCUCUGUGGGACAAGGGUACAACAUGGCCCUGCUGCUCCAGGGUCGGGAAACAGAGGCACCCUGGUUUGUGCCUCAGGUCCUGCAUGCGCUGUUUGAGGAAGCACUGCCUCUCUGUAGUUCGGGUCCUGUGCUUUGCAUGCUCAGUCUGGUGCAGAUUAGCCCCAGUGGGCAGACUCGGGACCUGCUCUCCCCAUGCCUGGAGGACUUGCCAGUACUGGAUGUGGCCCCUCUGGGCUUGGUGGUGAAAGACGCCAGUCAAGUGGAAGUGUCUGAUGCCCAAGCUGCCUCUGAGCUGUACCUAAAGGCUGCUGGGAGUGGCGGCAGAGACUGCCCCCUGCUGCGAGUGCUGGCUGGCGAAGCUGCCGCUGAGGAGGAGGUGGAGGGCUCUCUGCCGUGGAUAGUCUCCUGGCUCCUGGAGGGAAACAGCUACAGUAGCCUUCUGCUUCGCCUGGACCCGCAAGGUAGCCCAUUGAGUUUGCUCCAGAAUGCUCUGUUGGGGGCCUCACGAAAGAGGGUGCAGGUGAAAGAGGUGAGGCCCACCCUGUGGAACGCAGUAGAGGAGAUGAGGGCCUGCAGGGCCACCCUGAAGAUGCUGCGUUUAGGCCUCCUUGGAGACACCUUGACAGCUGGUGGGUUGAACAAACUAGGCAGAGCCCUCUGGGAGCUACAGGUGGUAAAAGCCUGGGGCCCAAGAAGCCAUGCACCCAAAGACGCUAGAGCUGAGUCUGUGGGGCUCCCUGAGCCACAGGUUAAGAGCGAGCCACUGAGCUACUGCAAGCAGGGAAGAUUCUCCACUCAUUCAUCAGAGGCAGGAAGAAGAGGGUUUCUGGGGUCUGGCCUCCACCAAAAGCAUCCCCUCAGGCACUCUGAGGAACAGGCCCAUCAGGCACCAGAUGUGGCCCUGCAGUUCUUUCUGGCACAGGCCCAGAGGCAGAGACUUCGAGAGGAACACCAGAUUCGGAUCCAGAGAGAGCUGGAACUUUUGGAAGGACAGGAAGAAGUGGCCCGUAAACAGAUCAAAGGCACGGUGGCAGAAGAGGCUUGUGAGGAGGAAGGGAGACGGUGGAAGGAGCAGAUGGUGCUGAAACUUCAGGUGGAAGCCCUGCAGGCCGAACGGGACAUGGCGGAGCAAGAUCUAGUGGCCCUCUAUGACUUGUAUGUACAGGCCACCCGAGCUCGGACAUGCCACUUGCUGCAGGUAUUCCAAGCCUGGCAGGAGCUGUGGGAGGAAAAGGCCGUGGCCACAGAACAGCAGUACCGCAGUCUGCUAGCUGGAGUCCUCCAAGACACCAUUGAUCUGGCCUUGAGGAACCAGGAACUCCAGGCCCAGAACCAGCAGCUUGAGCAGAGUGCAGGCAGGACCAACUGAGCUGGAGUCCUGCCAGGAGAGAAGACUGGUCAGGAACAUUUUGGGGAGAGGAAGGUCUACUGA